Messenger RNA from Sesamum indicum (sesame), 1077 nucleotides. Its product is annotated as proteasome subunit alpha type-5. Gene Ontology annotation, biological process: proteasome-mediated ubiquitin-dependent protein catabolic process. The record is from RefSeq and is a predicted model, not a curated record. Lineage: Eukaryota; Viridiplantae; Streptophyta; Magnoliopsida; Lamiales; Pedaliaceae. Gene Ontology annotation, cellular component: proteasome core complex; proteasome core complex, alpha-subunit complex.
UUCUACCAUCGCUGCCUUGCUUGACAAGAAGAGUUCAAAAGCUCAGCUGCAGAAAUAUAAACGUAAAAUCACACUGUCAAUAUAUCAAACACUCGGAAAGAUUAUUCUGCUUAGCUUUGUUGCUUCGUCAUUGGAAUUACGGAAAAUUUGAAGCUCUAGUUUGCGGGAUUGAAAAUGUUCCUCACGAGAACUGAGUACGACAGAGGAGUCAAUACUUUCUCCCCUGAAGGCCGAUUGUUUCAGGUCGAAUAUGCCAUUGAGGCUAUCAAGUUGGGUUCAACUGCAAUUGGGAUAAAGACUAAGGAAGGUGUGGUUCUUGCUGUUGAGAAGCGCAUCACAUCGCCUCUUUUGGAGCCUAGCAGUGUGGAGAAAAUUAUGGAAAUUGAUGAACACAUUGGCUGUGCCAUGAGUGGCUUAAUUGCUGAUGCCCGCACACUGGUUGAACAUGCACGAGUUGAGACACAGAAUCAUAGGUUCUCGUAUGGUGAGCCCAUGACAGUUGAGUCCACUACUCAAGCUCUCUGUGAUCUUGCCUUACGAUUUGGUGAGGGGGAUGAAGAGUCAAUGUCGCGACCUUUUGGUGUCUCUCUUCUCAUUGCCGGCCAUGAUGAGAAUGGUCCUUGCCUGUACUAUACUGAUCCCUCUGGUACAUUCUGGCAAUGCAAUGCAAAAGCCAUUGGCUCGGGUUCUGAAGGUGCUGAUAGCUCUCUGCAGGAGCAAUAUAACAAGGAUCUGACUCUUAAAGAAGCUGAAACGAUUGCGCUUUCCAUCCUGAAGCAAGUUAUGGAGGAGAAGGUCACGCCCAACAAUGUUGAUAUUGCGAAGGUUGCACCAACGUACCAUCUCUACUCCCCUUCUGAAGUCGAAGCAGUGAUCACUCGUCUAUAACCCUUCUGAAGUUGAAGCAGUUAUCACUUGGCCAUUAGAGGACGGCCAGUGGUUCUGUUUCAUUUUUUAUAUAUCCUGUGAUCAGCAUUUGCGUUAUUCCAUGCUUGAACAUUUUGUACCGCUAUCUUAAUACUUUGGCACAAAUAUCAAAUUCAACAAGAAAACAGCAAUUUUAGUAUUUUAACCUAA